Tyto alba (common barn owl) is the source of this 1175-nucleotide messenger RNA. RefSeq names its product osteocrin (gene OSTN). Gene Ontology annotation, molecular function: signaling receptor binding. The record is from RefSeq and is a predicted model, not a curated record. Lineage: Eukaryota; Metazoa; Chordata; Aves; Strigiformes; Tytonidae. The coding region runs from base 223 to 642 and encodes 139 amino acids. The transcript is spliced from 6 exons. Gene Ontology annotation, biological process: hormone-mediated signaling pathway.
GUUCCAUGUAGACCAGACCCCUCCCAUGAAAUCACCAAAGCGUAGCAUCCAAAUCCAGAUGUGAUGUUUGGACCUGAAUCCAAAUCCGGAUCUGAAUUUCCUCACAGAUCAGGUUACUUUUGUUCUGGGACCCCAUUUUAAUUUGUGGACAGUUGGAGAGACAGAAACACAUGUUUCCUGGAAACAGUCUGCAUGAUGCUGGAUCCUUAAGUAUCAACAGAAAUGACUGAAAUACCACAUAUGCUGCAGUUCCAGCUUGCUGUGGUGCAUUUGGCCCUUGUGAUUACCCUGCUGCAGUGUCACUCUAGUUCAGUGCUCCUUGCGGGGGCAGCAUCAGAGUCUUUGGAGCCUUCUGCUGCUUUGGGCAUGGGAGCACAUCCCAUUGCCAGUGAAGAGAAGCCAGCCACUGACCUGGCAGCCAAACUGCUCCUUCUUGAUGAGCUUGUGUCUCUGGAGAAUGAGGUGACAGAGACCAAGAAGAAAAGAAGUUUCCCAGGAUUUGGUUCCCCAAUCGACAGAAUUUCUUCAACCUCCAUGGAUGCUAAAGGCAAACAGAGGAAAGUGGUUGAGCUGCCUAAGAGACGGUUUGGAGUUCCUCUUGACCGGAUUGGCGUGAGCCGUCUUGGCAACACCAAGGGUUAGCAGUUCCUGCAAGUUCUUCUGUUCUGAAUGAUUGAUGCUGUAUUGGAAACAUUACAGAAAUACAGAAGAUGCGUCACAGCAUGUCUUGUCAUUGACUAAUGAUACAGCACUCAAGGAUUUGACCUCCUGCAAAAUCUGUUUCACGUUGCAUUUUACUAAUGUUGCAUUUACAAAGAAUAACAAAUUCAUCAGGUCAGAAUGCUCUCACAGUUUUGCACGGUGUCACUGAUAGGAGGGAACAGAAAAUAUGUAUAUAGUUUAAUUGCAUGGCAUUUAUUUCUUAAACUUGCAUUAUCCUAGCAAGGACUGUUAGAUUUUUUGGAUUGAAAAUAAAACUUCCAGAGAUGCCAACAGCAGUUCAUGAAAAGCAGACAGUUUGCUUUGCACAUUUCUUGCAAGAGGGUGUUUAUUUGUUAGAUGAAGGAAGGAUUUAACAGUUAUGGGACAAACCUAGAAUUUAUUUGAACUGUUGUUUGGGAGAAGAUGUCUACUGACUUCAUUAGGAAUUGGUCUGAAUAACAAUUGUGACAACA